AACUUAAGAAAAUAUUGGAUUAAUAUUGACCCGGGGAACCAUUGCACGUCAAUGAGAAGUCAAUACCUUCUAUGCUUGCAAGUUGCAGCCAUAUUUAUAUCUUCCUGCUUUGAACAUGAAAGCAGAAAAAUUAAACUCACUCCCUGAUGUACCCUCUUUCUUUCAUGUUUGUGAUUGCUAAUUUACUGCUUUUCUUUUCUCAGUUCUCAGAUGCAACUGAUACACUUGCUUUAUCCCAGUCUCUUGCCGAUGGCAGUACUUUAGUUUCGGAAGAUGGAAGUUUCGAGCUUGGUUUCUUCAGUCCUGGUAGUUCCAGGAACCGUUAUUUGGGAAUUUGGUACAAAAAUAUCCCUGUCAAAACCGUUGUUUGGGUUGCGAACCGGAGUAGUCCGAUUAACGAUACCUUCGGCUUGUUAAUGAUAAACAACUCCGGCAAUCUCACACUACGUAGCAAGAACAUGGGUAAUGUUGUUUGGUCAUCAAACUCGACGAAAGCUGCCCUAAAGAGCCCAGUAUUACAGCUACUGGAUUCUGGGAAUCUGGUGUUAAGAGAAGGAAAUGGUGAAAACUCUGGAAUCUACAUAUGGCAGAGUUUUGAUUAUCCAACUGACACAUUGCUACCAGGGAUGAAGUUUGGAGUGAACUUAAAGACCGGACUUGAUCGGCGUCUUACAUCGUGGAAAAGCACGGAUGAUCCAUCUCCUGGAGAUUUUGUUUGGAAGAUGCAACCACAUGGUAACCCAGAGUACAACAUAUUGAAAGGUUCAAAAAUCUAUUUUCGAUCAGCCCCAUGGAAUGGCAUCUCAUACAGUGGUAAUCCACAGUUAAGGUCUAACAAUAUUUUUAACUUUUCCUUUGUGAAUACCGAGGAGGAGAUUUACUACAUAUACUACCUCGAAAAGAAAUCUGUAAUUUCAAGGAUUGUAAUCAACCAAACUAGCUAUAGGCGCGAGCGCUACACGUGGGAUGAAGCCUCUGCGUCUUGGAAUCUAUAUGCAUAUGUACCAAAUGAUUAUUGCGACUUCUAUAACCAUUGCGGUCCCUAUGGAAAUUGCAUCGUUGAUGCGUCGCCCAUUUGUCAAUGUUUGAAAGGUUUCGUGCCUAAAUCACCAGAUCAGUGGAACUCAGGGGCUUUGUCUGAUGGCUGCAAGCGCAACAAGUCAUUAGGAUGCAGCGAGGGCACUGGAGAUGGGUUUCUUAAAUUCCGUGGAUUAAAAUUGCCAGACACUACAUAUUCUUGGGUAAAUAAAAGCAUGAAUCUCGAGGAAUGCAGGGCUAAAUGCUUACAGAACUGUUCUUGCACGGCGUAUACAAGCUUUGAUAUUCGAGAAGGAGACAGUGGUUGCGCCAUUUGGUUUAACGAUUUGAUUGACAUUAGAGAAAUUUCCAGUGGUGGACAGGAUCUAUACGUAAGGAUGUCUGCUUCUGAAUUAGCUGACAUUCAGGAUGCGAAACAUGAAGUUGACAAGAAGAUACUGGUGAUAAUCAUCCUUGCUAUUGCUGUGAUUUCUGGGAUUGUAGUUGUCAUCUACUGCUCCCGCAAGAGCAUGUCAAAGUUUAUAGAUCAAGCAGAAAAGAAAGAAGAAAUUGACUACUCUGAAUGCUUAGAGGAAGAUAUGGAGCUCCCAUUAUUUGAUCUUGCCAUCAUAUCACAUGCAACCAAUAAAUUUUCCGACAGCAAUAAACUAGGAGAAGGAGGCUUCGGACCUGUUUACAAGGGUACACUAAUGGAUGGAAAAGAAAUUGCUGUGAAGAGGCUGUCAAAGAAUUCCGGACAGGGGCUAAAGGAGUUCAAAAAUGAAGUUAAAUUGAUUGUGAAACUUCAGCACCGAAAUCUUGUAAAGCUUCUUGGCUGCUGCAUUGAAGGAGAUGAGAGAAUGUUGAUUUAUGAAUACAUGCCAAAUAAAAGCCUAAACUCCUUCAUUUUUGAUCAAACAAGAGGUAAGGCAUUAGAUUGGUCCAAACGUUUCAAAAUUUUGUGUGGAAUAGCUAGGGGGCUUCUGUAUCUUCAUCAAGAUUCAAGACUCAGGAUUAUACACAGAGAUCUCAAAGCAAGUAAUGUAUUACUUGACAAGGACAUGAAUCCAAAAAUUUCAGAUUUUGGCAUGGCCAAAACUUUUGGGGCAGACCAAACCGAAGGGAACACAAACAGAGUAGUUGGAACUUUUGGUUAUAUGGCACCAGAAUAUGCAACUGAUGGAUUAUUCUCAGUGAAAUCUGAUGUAUUUAGCUUUGGAAUCCUAAUGCUUGAGAUAAUAAGUGGAAAGAAAAGUCGCGGAUUUUAUCACCCAAAUCAUAGUCUAAACCUUGUCGGAUAUGCUUGGAAAUUGUGGAAAGAAGGCAAGUUAUUGGAAUUGGUUGAUCCAGUUUUAAGAGAGGCAUGUCAUCUAUCAGAAGUGAAGCGAUGCAUCCAUAUUAGCCUCUUAUGUGUGCAACACCAUGCAGAGAACAGGCCAAGCAUGGCAUCUGUGGUUCUAAUGUUGGGUAGUGAGAUUGCAAUGGCGCAGCCCAAAGAACCAGGCUUUUUUAAGGACAAAGGUCCACUUGAAGCAGAGUCAUCCUCUACCAAUAUUGAAUCUUCUUCGACCAAUGAAAUUUCUCUGUCAUUGCUGGAUGCUCGAUAGAGCAUGGUGUUCAUCAAUAUACUUUUAUACCUUGUAUUUCUUUAUCGGAGCAGCUGAUAAAUAAGCGCACAUGGGCUUCACAAUUUCUGGUUUAACAACACGUAAGUGAUUGCUCCUAAUGUAAGAACUGAAUGGAAUCUGACCCUUAAAAUAAUUUUUAAUAGUGGAACUUACCAUGUAAGACUCCCUUUGGCC
Messenger RNA from Hevea brasiliensis (rubber tree), 2819 nucleotides. Its product is annotated as G-type lectin S-receptor-like serine/threonine-protein kinase At4g27290. NCBI's taxonomy places the organism in Eukaryota, Viridiplantae, Streptophyta, Magnoliopsida, Malpighiales, Euphorbiaceae. The record is from RefSeq and is a predicted model, not a curated record. Gene Ontology annotation, molecular function: ATP binding; protein serine/threonine kinase activity. The transcript is spliced from 7 exons. Gene Ontology annotation, biological process: recognition of pollen; protein phosphorylation. Bases 147 to 2624 code for a protein of 825 amino acids.